Messenger RNA from Oppia nitens, 1956 nucleotides. RefSeq names its product crossover junction endonuclease EME1-like (gene mms4). The record is from RefSeq and is a predicted model, not a curated record. Lineage: Eukaryota; Metazoa; Arthropoda; Arachnida; Sarcoptiformes; Oppiidae. The transcript has a single exon. The coding region runs from base 90 to 1898 and encodes 602 amino acids. Gene Ontology annotation, cellular component: nucleus; Holliday junction resolvase complex. Gene Ontology annotation, biological process: mitotic intra-S DNA damage checkpoint signaling; double-strand break repair; replication fork processing.
AAGUUUGCGACAAUUGAAUGAAUGAAUGCAUGAAUUGAAUUAAAUUUAAUAAAUCAAUGAAUAAUUUAAUUACUUUUAAAUAAUAAAAUAUGAGUUUAUUUGACGACAAUAGCGACGACUCGGUCCUCGAGUUACCACUGUUUUCGAGAAUCAAAGACAAAACAUCUCACGAGUCGUCGCCGAAAUUGACGCCGAAAUUAACGCCAAAACUGACCAAAGAGUUAACAGAAGAAGUGGACACCAAUGGAAACGAUCCGUUCGGCGAUAGUCUCGAUGCCAUUGGUUUCAUAGCUAUUCAGCCAACGGUUGUACAGCAGAUCAACGAUAAGUCUAACGAAACGUUUACAUUGGACUCGGAUGACGAUGAAGAUCACUUGAUGGUCAACAACGACAACAAAAGUGACAAAUCAAACGAUUCAAUUGAAAUCGUUUUCUGUUCGCCCGUUGAUAACAACAAAAACAAUGACAAUAACAACAAAGACAUCGAUGACAAUAAUACCAAUGAUAUCGCCGAAGAUGACGUUAAUAACGACGCUUUGAUUGUUGGCGAUCUAUCGUUUAAGACGUUUGAUGGCAAUCAGUCGAUGCGAUCGUUAGGCAGCGAUUGGACACCAAUUAAGCCUUCGUUUAUCAACAGAACUCCUUUGUGUUCAAAAAAGACUCAAAAUAUGAUCAGAAAUUCACUGAAGAAGAGUAUAGAUAUUUUGAAUAAAAAGAAAACGAAAAAGACUAGCGAAGAGUUGUUGAAUGAUAGACAAGAAAGAGAAAGACUUAGGAUAUUAAAUAAAGAGAAGAAAGAGUUGAUGAAAGUGGCGGACAGGGCUCACAAAGAGGUGCUUAAGAGUAAAGGAGUUAAAGAGUCGCAUAAAUAUUGUUUUUCAAUAAUUGAUACCAAAUUAUAUGAUUUGACUAAAGAUGUGUUAAUUGAAUUGUUUGCCACAAAUGAGUGUAACUAUCGUACAACUGAUACACCAGUAGUGCCAAUGAGUGUUACGUGGAUUAGGAAGCGUCUGAAUAUUGUUGAACAACAACAACACCAAAGUAGUAGUCAAUUAUCACAAGUAAGUGUCACCGAUCGUGAAGUACAAGAAAAUCAUAUAAUGGUUGUCAUCGAUGGCAACGAUUUUAUACAAUGGGUUCAUUCAUUUGUAUCGAAAACUGGUGAAACACUUUACAAUUUUGUUGAACAACUAAUCAAAAAGACUGAUAUAACAAACGUAACACUUGUUGUACUAAAAUUAGAGCAAUAUUUCCGAAAACAGAAAAAUAAGGCCCAAAAUCAGUUCAGACGACGACUUAAUGAAUUGAAUGCCACUGAAGAAACUGGUGGUCAUCAGAGCAGUAGACGACAAGUUAGACGAAGAGAUUCGUUGCCAGAGAUUACUAGAGAAGACCUCGAUUUGGCCAUCAUUGACAUGGAAUUUCAAUUAUUGCAAUUGGAUUCACAGUAUAAAGUAUGUGUCAUUAAGGCUAACGAUGUCGCCGAAGUGGCCACUUAUGUUUACCGAUAUACACGUUCGGUGGCCGAGUCGGUGGCACGAAAACAGAAAAACCUCGACAACGAUAUCGGUUGGUUCGCUGAGGCCGACAAAAGAGGAACUAUCGACCCAAUAGAUAGACAAUCGCACGAAAAACUAUGGAAACGACAGUUAAUGCAAUUUCCAAGAGUUAGCUACGAUGUGGCCAACGCUAUUGCCGUUCAAUAUCCGACUCCUCAAUCAUUGUUGAAAGCUUACGGCCGACAGUCAAAUCCGCAGCUAUUGUUGGCCGAUGUGGUCAUUGCCAGACAGCGACCGAACGGUGCAAAUACCGAACGUAAAGUUGGUCGCGAACUAUCGGUACGUAUUCACGCAUUUAUGACUUCACGCGAUUGUCAUAAAAUGUUGGAUAGUUUAUAAUUUAAAUGACGAAAUGAUAAUAAUGUAAAUAAUUAGAUACAAAUAUUUUUUUAAAUGU